Molecule: messenger RNA, 1448 nt
Organism: Lolium perenne
Lineage: Eukaryota; Viridiplantae; Streptophyta; Magnoliopsida; Poales; Poaceae
Source: RefSeq, a predicted model, not a curated record
AUGGAUCUCAGCGCCCAGCGACUGAAGCAUUCCGGCGCCGACGGCGACGGCGGCGGCGAGGACCGCCUGAGUGAUCUACCAGACGACGUGCUCAUAGACAUCCUUGUCCUGGUCGACGACGCCGCCGAGGCCCUCCUCCCGGAGCUCAGCUUCAACUUCAUCGGGCACCACCGCAUAGACGCCGCGCUCGCAGCCCAUCAAGUGCCGGAUCUGAGCCUCCUCUUCGUGCUAACCGAGGAUCCGUAUCCUGAAUUCGUGUCGGAGUGGCUUCCCGCCGCCGCGCGCGCUCUCUCUGGCCACAUAGACCUCGAGGUUUUUCGGCCGGAUACCGAGCCCGUGGCCGAGGAAAGAGGCGACAUUGAUCUGCCUUGCUUCGAGAAGGCUACCUCCAUCACGCUCAAGCUUGGGUUCCUUGGCCUCGCCCUGCCUUCAUCCGGAGUGUUCGCCCGGCUCCGUGGUCUACAGCUGGUUGACGUCCGGCUACAUGGUCAGUCCGGGCUCGGCGAACUUCUCUCCUCCCAGCGGUGCCCAUCCUUGAAGUCCGUCAUUGUCUGCCAAGCCCGGGGCCUCGACAGCUUCAACAUUCACUCGGAAUCUCUUCUAAACAUAGAGCUGUCGAAUCUGCAUUGCUUGCAGCAGCUCACUGUCAUUGCGCCGGUACUCGAGAUCUUAAGAGUGAAAAACUGCUUUACCAAUCCGCUGGAUCCAGAUCUAUCAGUUGCCAACAUCUCAGCCCCUCAGCUGAAGUUGCUCGAGUGGAUGAAUGCUUAUGAUCCAAGUUCUAUCCAGCUUGACAACAUGAUGCAUCUCGAAAAUCUGGGCAUCAAAAUUUUUAUUCUAGAGGGAGAGGAGGAGGCUGUUGAACGCAAUCUCUAUUGCAUGACGCUUUUGUGGCGCUUUGACCACAUUCGCGCUCUUGAUCUCCUGAUUUCCUAUCCUCCGGACAUAUGUACCGGGCCAUACUUGAUGGAACACAUGCCAAAGCUUCAUAUUACAAUCUUGGCGCUGGGUAUAAUGGCAUAUGGACAUUGCUUUGGAGCAAGCGUAUUUGAUGUUCUAAUGAGGUGUCGUGGUCUAAAAAGGCUGGACCUUGAUUUUCUGCCAAGAAGUCAACUCGGGGAACAAACUCUCUGCCCAUCAGGUUGCAUAUGUGAUCAGCAACCAAAAUGGAAAACUGAAGAGCUUGCGCUGAAUUGCCUUGAGGAAAUAGAAAUCCAUGACAUGAGGGGAACUGAACAUGAAGUUGCUCUUGUGCAACGGUUGUUCCAUUGGGCAAUAGUACUCAAAAGGCUGAAAAUAGUUUUCCAUGAAUUAAUCACUGAAAGCAAGGCCAAAGAGCUCCGCCAGUUAUUACUAAGCUUCUCUAGGAUAGACAUAUGUAUCGAUAUUAGCACGUUUGUUCCAUAAUACGUGGGCACCACUUUUUUGCUUAGCAACUUUACUUUUGC